CAUUAUCUGUAAUACUUUUGGUUGCUUUUCAUUUGCAGACACGAAAUCCUCCAAUACUACCGCCAUUUUCUGCCAUAUUAGAAGAUGGAUCUGAUCCAGAUACGGUGGCAAAGUCGUUGAAUAAGUUUGUGAACUAUGGGAAGAGGAACAAAGAGACGGUGGCUGAGCUGCUAGUGACGCUGUUAAUGAAGUUAUUGUUGAUUGAGAAGCUAUGGGCCAAAGGACUAUGCGCAAGCACCUACGAAGCACCUUGGCUAUCUAGAACAUGGGACUCCAAAGUUUGCUGCAUCAGUGUUGAAGAUUUCACUGAUCGGUCUCAAAAUGUUGCAAGGGCUGUUGGGAAAGGAGAAGUAAAGCGCAUAUACAAGUGUAUCCAGC
This is a messenger RNA of Capsicum annuum, 378 nucleotides long. RefSeq lists its product as uncharacterized. Gene Ontology annotation, molecular function: nucleotidyltransferase activity. NCBI's taxonomy places the organism in Eukaryota, Viridiplantae, Streptophyta, Magnoliopsida, Solanales, Solanaceae. Gene Ontology annotation, biological process: RNA 3'-end processing. The record is from RefSeq and is a predicted model, not a curated record.